Messenger RNA from Rhopilema esculentum, 3629 nucleotides. RefSeq lists its product as uncharacterized. NCBI's taxonomy places the organism in Eukaryota, Metazoa, Cnidaria, Scyphozoa, Rhizostomeae, Rhizostomatidae. The record is from RefSeq and is a predicted model, not a curated record. Gene Ontology annotation, molecular function: calcium ion binding; protein binding.
UUGCUGGUAUGUAAAUUACGAUAAUGGCCUAACCAUUGGUUAGGCAUUAGGUAAACAGAUAAUUCCUACCCCGGUGCGGAAUAAUUGUGUUUCAUAGAAACCUUAUCGUUCUGCUUGCAAAUAUUUCUAUAGAUUACUGUGUCACCAUUCAAAAUUUCCCUGGAAUGAUAUGCUUGAUGGGGUUUUCAUGUGCUUGGACGUCAAUGCUGUGGUUGUGUUUGUCCUUUGAUGAUAAUGCAGAAAGUCGCAGCUCGAUCUGAGAUUCCUAGAUUUGCUAUCAUGGUAACAAAUACGUAGAGGGACUUAAGAAGACAACGUGGUAUCAUUAUCUGUGUGAAAGUCUUCAUGCAAGUUUGAGAUAUUAUUGCCAAAAUUGAACUUCAGUUGCAAAAGGCAAGAUUACUUAGAUAGCAAUGUUUUCUAUCAAUCAUUGUCUUAACUAAGAUGAACGAAUAGUCAAACGUUGCCGGUUAAAAAUGGAUGUAGAGCCUUUAUUGGCUCAUAGGGAGGACAAGAAUAUCAAUUCAAAAUCGGUGGUACAAAGAAGGCACUGCAGAGGAUCUGCUGAAUUGUGUCAAGAGGUAGAACUGACAGAUAUGGGACAGUCUAACACAAGACAUAAUAGAAUUGAAGAUGCAGCUGGCUCAGACUGGAGCCUUCCUGACUCAAUCAUUAAGUUAAAUAUUCAAGAGAUCUUGGAACUGAAGGAUGUCUUCAAAAGGCUUGCACUGCUUUCUCCAGAGGACCAGUGUAUUAGCAAGCAGACCUUCUUGCACUAUUUUCCACUUGAUGGCAUGUUGGGACAGAGGCUUUUUGGAAUUUUCGAUAAAGAUAAAGACGACAAAAUCAACUCAGGAGAAUUUCUGAGUGGGAUAUCGCUGUGCCUCCGUGGAACAAUGAGCGAUAAGUGCAAUUUGUUGUUCCAUAUGUUCGAUUUGGAUGAGGACGACGGAGUCUCUGAAGAUGAGCUGUAUAGAAUGUUAGAGCCAACUCUCAAAGCAGCUGACAGCCUCAAACGCAGCAGUGAACAAGAUUCAGAAAGCGGUGACUUAAGUGAUACUGCUAGAAUUCUUGUAAACGAGGCUUUUGAAGAAUGUGAUGUAAAUCAGACCGGUAGGCUAUCACUGGAGAACUUUCAGUCUUGGCUGGGUGGACACAAAGAGCUAGUCAGAGCAGUAUUUAACUAUCCAUUUCAAAAGUUUUUAAAGAAAACUUGGCGACCCCUUAAUGAUAGAGACAUCGAUUUCAGAAAAUACCAAGAAUUCAAUGCAAGGGAUAAAAGAAACAAUAGGCUUCUUCCUCAAACUUGGGUGGAUUAUCCCGCUGAGACUCAAUCGAAACUAGGCCAAGAUGAUACCAUUCAGCUAGAAAACUCACGAUAUCUUUGGAGUCCUUUGUUUCCGAAUUCCAGUGGAAAAUUCCCUCCCAGCAGAUCAAAGCAUACUGCCGUUUUGUAUCAUGGAUACAUCUAUUCGCUUGGUGGGCGUGGCAAAGCUUCUACUCUGAAGGAUCUAUGGAGAUACAGUCUUGCUGAAAACAGUUGGGAGCAAGUUAAAAUCGGUGGAGGAACACGACCACCAGCUCUAGAAGGACACUCUGCGGUGGUUUUCAGGAAUCAAAUGUUCGUGUUUGGAGGAGCAUUUACAAAUGAUAAAAGCACCCCUUUUUGGAGUUUUGACUUCGAGACCAUGACAUGGAAAGAUUUAAGCCAGAGCAAAUUCCAGCAGGAGCCUGCUAAUCGUAAAGGCCAUUCUGCCUUUGUGUACAGGGAUUCGAUGUUUUUAUUCGGAGGUUCACUAGACAAUGGCUCUCUGACCAGCGAACUAUGGAGAUAUGAUUUUUCUACAUUGCGUUGGCAUCUGAUGCCGCCCAGGGAAGGAACUGAGUUAAUAACAGGACGGCAUUCGCAUUCUGCAGUUGUCCACAACAAUGCCAUUUGGGUUUUUGGAGGGCUUGACAGCAAAGGAAGGAAGAACGACCUUUGGACAUGGGAAUUCGAGCUUUUUACUUGGACAAGGGUACGACAAAGAGCUGGCCCGUCACCACUGGCAAGGCAUAGUGGCUCGAAGGUUGGUUCUUUGAUGAUAAUCUGUGGAGGUGAAGGCAACGAAAUCUUACACAAUGAAACGUGGACAUUCUCUUUUGAUUCUUUACAGUGGAAAAAGAUAACACCUUUCAGUUCAAUAGCCCCUACACAUAGAUGCAACCAUACUGCCAUUGUGUUGAAUCCAUAUUCUGCCCACAUCGGCAGAUUAAGGCCAUCAACGACAAAGUCUGCUCCGGACGAACACUUAACCGGGCUUAGAGGCUUUCAUCCUGUUCGACAGCAAUUUACACGAACAGGAUCGGUUGACUCAAUUUUGGACUAUCAUGAGCAACGAAAAUGUAAAGGGAAAAGCUUGGAUCUUUCAUAUGAAUUAGACAACCCUGGCUAUGAUAAGAGUUUUCCGGAUAUACCGAACGAUGAUGAUGUAGAAACGUUAUUGACCGGUAAUUCAACCAUGGACAGUAGUCGUGUAAUUCAAGUUAAGCCGUAUGGCGAUACAGAUUCGCAGAACUGGGAAGAAGGAGAACGCUAUCACCAGAGUGUAACUGGUCUGUUGUUAUUAUUGGCGGAAAAGGCAAAUACAGCGCGGACCUGUAUAAAUCCUCUAUAGACAUAUGGAAGUGUGAUAUUGGUCCAGAUGUUGGCUCAUAUUAUCACAAAGAAGUUAAUCCGACGAUUUUCAAAACCGCAGGAAAACGCCAGACAGCCGUCAUAUCAGUUGGGAACAGGUUUGGUACCAAAGAGCAGAAUUUUCGUAAUCAAUCAAGUGAUUGCGACCGCUUAAUUAUAACUGACCUAACAACAGAUGAAAACUCUGUUGUUACCACCGAAAUUUAAAUGUUUUGUAGACGAGGUCUUCCAAAAUGACGUCGUGUUUGUAAGAAAAAUUAAAAGGGAGUUUGACGAUUAGUAUUUGGGAUUCCUUUUCCAGAGCCGAUUUGACGAAAGCAAAAGUUUGUAACUUAAUUUUGUUAUGGAAAAUCUUUACCCAGUUUUCGUCACUCUUAUGUAUAGCAACAAAACUGACACCGCGCGAGAGGGAUAACAUUCCAUAUUUAUUUGUGAAGGUUUUCGUUGCCUUCAAAUAUCAGAUUUUGUCAAACAGUGUGUUAAGAGGCGUAUAUGAUAGAGAGCUGGAAUUUUUCUCAUGACGCCAGUCUAAACAGCACAAAAAGGGACAGUUUCACCAAGGCUUAGUUGCUCAGCCAUUUAGAGACUGGCUACAUUACGCGAUUAAAGUGUAACACGAUUCUCUAGCCAGACUGUUGAGCCAAGGUGAUUUUACUGUACGUCAACAUUUUAGAUAAACUUGUUAUGAAUUUUUUCUUAGAUUUAAUAAAUUUUUGUUUUAAUAACGAGGUAAUUGGGUUUUAAUGGUUUAACGUUCAUUAGUUAUGUAUAUACUUCAACAGGUAAAUUUUACAUUUACCUUUAAAUGCAAUGGUUACAGUAAAGCUGGUUUAUCAGUUAUAUUUUAUUUUUUAUCAAAUUUUGUUGUAAAUAUGUAUUCUUUAAAGCGCAAUGUUUUAAUCAAUUUGAAUACAAUGAACAUACAACUCGUUAUACGUACCUAAAGAGGGAA